AUGGCACCUCCUUACCAAGUGCUCUCCAUACCAACCGCUCCCCCGCCGCCUCCUCCGGCGCCUCUGCGUCACUCAGCACCUGUCGAGGACACGCCCAAGAAGCCGUUGACCCUCGCGUGCUUCUUCUGCCGUAAGCGCAAGAUUGCGUGUGGUAGUCCUCCCCCGGGGAAGAAGGACAGGACGUGCAAUCAAUGCGCGAGGCGCAAUCUCAAGUGUGUCUACCCCGAGGCUUCGCGACGCGGGAUGAGGCCGAAGCUCCUGUACGAUGCCCGAGAUACAUUGACCGUUCCAACGAUCCCCGCCAUCCUGUCAUGA
Messenger RNA from Fomitopsis serialis, 315 nucleotides. RefSeq lists its product as uncharacterized. Gene Ontology annotation, molecular function: zinc ion binding; DNA-binding transcription factor activity, RNA polymerase II-specific. The transcript is spliced from 2 exons. The coding region runs from base 1 to 315 and encodes 104 amino acids. Gene Ontology annotation, biological process: regulation of DNA-templated transcription. Lineage: Eukaryota; Fungi; Basidiomycota; Agaricomycetes; Polyporales; Fomitopsidaceae. The record is from RefSeq and is a predicted model, not a curated record.